GCGAUGUGGCUAUAGCAAGGCUAAACAAGACCCAGAAGAAGAAAAGAUGCAUUUUCAUAACGGCCACAUUAAGCUGCCGGGAGUGAGGACCUACAUCGACCCCCACACCUAUGAGGACCCUAAUCAAGCUGUCCACGAGUUUGCUAAGGAGAUCGAAGCUUCCUGCAUAACCAUUGAAAGAGUGAUUGGAGCUGGUGAAUUUGGGGAAGUCUGCAGCGGGCGACUGAAGCUGCAGGGAAAACGCGAGUUUCCUGUGGCUAUCAAAACCCUGAAGGUGGGCUACACAGAGAAGCAGAGGCGAGAUUUCCUGGGAGAAGCAAGCAUCAUGGGGCAGUUCGACCACCCCAACAUCAUCCACCUGGAAGGUGUCGUCACAAAAAGCAAACCAGUGAUGAUAGUAACUGAAUACAUGGAGAACGGUUCUCUGGAUACGUUUUUGAAGAAGAAUGAUGGGCAGUUCACGGUCAUCCAGCUGGUCGGGAUGCUGCGAGGCAUCGCGUCGGGAAUGAAGUACCUGUCUGACAUGGGUUACGUACACAGAGAUCUCGCCGCCAGAAAUAUCCUCAUCAACAGCAACUUAGUCUGCAAGGUGUCUGACUUUGGCCUCUCCAGAGUCCUAGAAGAUGACCCCGAAGCUGCGUACACAACCAGGGGAGGGAAGAUCCCCAUCCGAUGGACGGCACCCGAGGCAAUCGCCUUCCGCAAAUUCACGUCAGCCAGCGACGUUUGGAGCUACGGCAUCGUGAUGUGGGAGGUGAUGUCCUACGGCGAGAGACCUUACUGGGAAAUGACAAACCAAGAUGUGAUUAAAGCCGUGGAGGAAGGCUAUCGCCUGCCGAGCCCCAUGGACUGCCCUGCUGCUCUCUACCAGCUCAUGCUCGACUGCUGGCAGAAGGACCGCAACAGCAGGCCCAAGUUUGACGAAAUUGUCAGCAUGCUGGACAAGCUCAUCCGGAACCCAAGCAGCUUGAAGACGUUGGUGAAUGCAUCGAGCAGAGUAUCAAACCUGUUGGUAGAGCACAAUCCAGUGGGGAGCGGUGCCUACAGGUCGGUGGCUGAGUGGCUGGAAGCCAUCAAAAUGGGCCGGUACACGGAGAUCUUCAUGGAGAAUGGCUACAGUUCGAUGGAUGCUGUGGCUCAGGUGACCCUAGAGGAUUUGAGGCGGCUGGGAGUGACACUUGUUGGUCACCAGAAGAAGAUAAUGAACAGCCUUCAGGAGAUGAAGGUCCAGUUGGUGAAUGGGAUGGUGCCGUUGUAACUCGGUUUUAAAGUCACUUCCUCGAGUGGGUCGGUCCUGCACUUUGUACUCUAGCCCGGAGAUUUAUUUUGACUAAAAAAAAAAAAAAAGGAAAAAAGAAAAAAGGGAAAUUCAGUGGUUUCUACGACUGAAGGACGGCCUCUGCCACAGCAUUUCUAAAGCAGUGUUUGACUAAAGUUUUCCUUUUCUUCCUCUUUGUGUCGUCAUUUUCAUAAAGUAAAUGUAAGAUGCAUGGAACAUGGAAACGGAUCUGCUGUACGUGAGGUUAACCCGUCUCUUGCGCUUCAGCGAUGAUGACGACGAGCCUUCCCACCACACGUUGUCUGUACAUGGACACUAUAUACAUAUAUACACAGCACCUUUCUAUACUGAAUUACGGCAGCACAUGGUGAUACUUCCAAGGACUGACUUGAGCAGAGGAGUUUUGUAGCCAUUCGCGGGCUCCCAAAAGCUGCAGUUUACUGGAGUUUUCUUCGAGUCUUACUUGUCUACAGAAGUGUAUUGAAGAGCAAUAUGGUUAGAUUAUUUCUCGAUAGAUAUUUUGUUUUGUACAUUUAAAGAAAAGGAAAAAAAUGCUGUUACACAGCGUUAAGUUAUAGAGACUAGUGUAUAAACGUGUUGCUUGCUCCAUGGCAAAUACAAUACAGGGUGUAUAUUUUUUUUUUUCCUCUCUCUGUGCUACCAAGUUCUUUCCCUUUGCUCUUCUGGGAGGAUAACACAUGACGACGAUGUAUAUAAUGUACAGUUUGCUACACAUCAGGUACAAGAUUGGGGCUCUUUCCUUGGUUGGCUCUUUUUUUUUUCUCCCCACCCUUUUGCUUACUUUUGUCUCCCUUUUGUGUUACCACUAUGCUUUGUGUUUUGAGCAGCAUAGAAAGCUUUUGGGAGUUUUGAUUGCAUAUAUAAGGUAGGAGCAGUCUGCUUCAAUAAAAGACCUCGCAGGUGUGG
Messenger RNA from Pterocles gutturalis (yellow-throated sandgrouse), 2206 nucleotides. RefSeq names its product ephrin type-A receptor 5. Gene Ontology annotation, cellular component: neuron projection. Gene Ontology annotation, biological process: axon guidance; protein phosphorylation. The annotation marks the transcript as partial. The transcript has 9 exons. The record is from RefSeq and is a predicted model, not a curated record. NCBI's taxonomy places the organism in Eukaryota, Metazoa, Chordata, Aves, Pterocliformes, Pteroclidae. Gene Ontology annotation, molecular function: transmembrane-ephrin receptor activity; protein binding; ATP binding.